Molecule: messenger RNA, 3063 nt
Organism: Pediculus humanus corporis (human body louse)
Lineage: Eukaryota; Metazoa; Arthropoda; Insecta; Psocodea; Pediculidae
Product: guanine nucleotide exchange factor, putative
Exons: 6
Coding region: 1-3063 (1020 amino acids)
Biological process (GO): activation of GTPase activity
Molecular function (GO): protein binding; guanyl-nucleotide exchange factor activity
Source: RefSeq, a predicted model, not a curated record
AUGAAAUUGGGAAAUUCCGAGGGGUCUUUAUUUUACGAAGAAGCAUCAAAUCCUUCUAUAUGUAGUCAAUCAUCACGUGAAUCGACAUUUAGAAAAAGGCCACAUAUUGGUGAUAUUAUAUUUAUAUCAUCACAUUCGAUUAUAUAUUUAGGAGAUAUUGAAAAUAAAUUAAUUAGUUUGCAUGCAGCUAAAAAUUAUACUGAUGAUGAUGGGGAUAAAUUAAAAAUUGUUUUUUCAAUUCCAAGACCUGCUUUGAGAAAAAAACACAAACCAUCGCCAACAAUUAGAGUAUUGUUAUAUAAAACAGAUAAGAGGGAGUGUCAGGAGAACACUCUUUUUUUGGAAGAAGAGAUCAAACUACAAGAUUCUGAGGAUCACUUUUACGAAAGUGUUGGGCAUUAUGAAAAUGCUGAAAUCAUUCAAGAAAAUGCUAGAUCAAGUCAAGGGGGAAUACAGGACAACAACUAUGUCGAUAAAGAUCAUUACAACAACAACGAUGAACAAUUCAUAGAUGAUUUUGAUUCUCAAAGUUCCGAGGAUGAAGCUUAUGUCGAUACUAAACUUCCAGACAUUCCAAAUCAAGGUUAUAAUAUAACAAAAUCCCUGAGAGCAGCUGGGAAAAAAUUAAGGAAAAAUUUUUCACUGAGGAAAAGCGAUCUGAGUAAAAGUUUGAAAAGAUUCAAAAAGUCAUCGAGGGGAAAAGUUGUAGAUUUAACAACUGAAUCAUCGAAUCCAAAUUUGGGAAUUGGAAAAGAAGUUGAAGUUGAGGCUGGGAAUCAAAAACCAUCUGAAAGUCCUUCGACACCACCAAAUCUUAGCAAUUCUAUUUAUUCGAAUAAUUCUGAUUCAUCUAGUAGUUCACAUAAUGUAAAUAAAUCAAUCAAUAAUGCAAUCGAAUCGAAAAAUCAAAGGCAUAGAAAAUCGUGGACAUUUCGUAGUAAAUUUAAAAAUAGUUCUAACGACGUGUCGGAUGCGAAUGGAGGAAUAGACGCGAAUAGAAACAGCACGUUUUAUUUAUCAUUGAACGAAGUUAAACCUAAAAAAGUUGUUGAAAAAAAAAACGAUUUGUUAAAUGAAAUACAAAGUGCGAUUUCGAAACGGAACAGUAACUCGUCGGAAAGUGUAACGGAUAAAGAUAUAAUGCGACAUUCGGAUUCCGUGUCAACAUUGACGAAAUUCCGUCCGACCGUUCCGCCGCCGCCACCUCCGUCUAGUAAACCCGAUUCCGUCGCACCUGAGAAAACAAAGUACUCGGAUAUAUUGUGGGGGGAAAAAGCGACAAACAAUUGCCUGUAUGUCGAAAGCGGUCUUUUCGACAAACAAAAGAAACAUUCAAGGUGUUCCGAUUCGGACACUUCGUUAUACGCGGAAAUCGGUUUGUACGCGGCCAACGACGAAUUAAACAGCAGGAAAACUCAAAUGUUCGUCGACGAGCCCCUGUAUCAAUUUUACACCGAAUGCGUGAAUCAAAGAGCGAGAGACGACAUACUCAAUAAUUACGAUUCGGAAGGCUACGAAGAAAUAAACGAUUAUUAUUCUGUGAUCAACGAGAAAAGGAGAACCAUUGAUAUAAAAAACGUGAGACCGAAUUUCGAAGAUUUCAACGAGGAUGUGAAUACGAAGAUUUCUUCGUUGAGAUCCAUAUCGGAUCGUAGGACUCUGUGGUGUCAAAUACCGGCUGUGAUAGAUAGUUGCAUAUUGCAAACCCUUUCGGAUCAAGCGAGAAAAUUACAAGAAGCCAAAUUUGAAAUAAUCACUUCCGAGGGGAGUUACAUGAACAGUUUGAACGUUUUAGAAAAUCAUUUCAUGAAAAAAGUCAACGAUUUGAACAUAAUAACGAAAAGGGAUUUUCGAAUAUUGUUCAGCAACAUCGUGUCCGUGAAAAAAUGUUCCGAAAGUUUUUUGGAAGAUUUAGAAAAUUGUUGGCAAAAUAAUAUUAUGUUAAACGGUAUAUGUGAUAUUGUGUAUAAGCAUUCGACGACGAGUUUUCAAGUGUACACGAAAUAUUGCAAAAAUCAAGUUUGCAUAUACAGGACGUUGAGAGAACUCCUGGAUAAAAAUUGGAAUUUCGAAAAUGCUCUAAAAGAAAUCGAAAGCGAUCCCAUUUGUCAAAACCUUAACAUUCAUUCUUUUUUAAUGUUGCCAAUGCAAAGAAUCACGAGGUUGCCUUUGUUAAUGGGUGCAGUUUUGGCAAGAAUGGACAAAGACGAUGACGAGUUUGAAGUUUGCAAAGCGAGUUUCGAUGUACUUAAUAAGAUAGUUCAAGACUGCGACGACGAAGCGAGAAGAAUGGAAAAAUGUGAAGAAAUGCUUAUAUUGAGUCAACAGAUAGAAUUUCCAAAAGACAUACGACGUAUACCCAUAAUAACGGGGUCUAGAUUUUUGGUAAAAAGUGGACAAGUGACGCAGUUGGUUAAUCGUGACGAAAACAAGCUCACGUUUGGUAAAAAAUUUUCAAAAAUCACAUUGACUUUGUUUUUGUUCACGGAUUUACUCAUCGUGGCCAAAAAGAAAAAUCCUCGUAAUUACGUGGUCGUGGAUCAUUGUCCGAGAAAUUUAGUUCAAAUGCAAACCACCGAUGGAUUAACACAACUUCCGGUUAAAUUAAAUUCAAAUUCCGACUCGAGCGGUAAAUUGUUAAUGUUGCUCACAAUGUUGGAAAAUCACGAGAAAAAGACUGUCGAAAUGAUAUUAUCAUUUGAAAUGGAAUCGGAUAAGCAAAGGUGGUUGGAAGCAGUCACGCCGAAAUCAUCGGAAAAUCCAAACGAAUGCAUUUACGAAGAAUGGGAUUGUCCUCAAGUGAUAGCCUUGUACGAAUUCACUCCGGUUCAACCGGACGAAUUGAAUUUGUGCAUAGGUGACGUCGUGAACGUAUUGAAAAAAAUGAGCGACGGGUGGUACCAAGGAGAAAGAUUGAGAGACGGUGCUCGAGGUUGGUUUCCCCAAAAUCAUACUCAAGAAGUGUCUUCUUCUCACAUUCGUGCUAAAAAUAAAAAACUCCGAUAUAAACUUCUCGCCCUAUCGGGAAAUUUAAUAGAUUCGCAAAAAAUGAACGGAAAAUAG